Messenger RNA from Caenorhabditis bovis, 4725 nucleotides. The record is from the annotation of a GenBank genome assembly. NCBI's taxonomy places the organism in Eukaryota, Metazoa, Nematoda, Chromadorea, Rhabditida, Rhabditidae.
AUGCCAGAUCCCGUCGUCAAUGGUGGCCGUCCACCGCCGCCACCGCCGCCGCCGCCCGCCAACACCUCGUCGACAACGGCGGCGAGCUCGUCGACAGCGACAACAUUCGGAAAUCGCAGACGAUUGGUGAAUCGCCAGAUAAAGAAGGUCGAUGAGCUUCAUCCGGCGCAAGAGCAUCCCACAAUGGGAUCGAAUUGGCUGUCUGGCGAGGAACGAUCGCGUCUUGAGGCGGUUCAACAGGAUUGGAGGCGGAGUAGGCCGAAUAAGCAGUGGGCGGCGAGGCCGCGCCGUUUUGAUGACACAUCGUCGCCGAACACGUCGGCGCUGAGCGGCGACGGCGGAGGCGGCGGCGUUUCACCGCAGCCGGCCGCGUUUCGGCCGUUUCCGAACAUCACGAUCCAUACGAAUGGCGGCGCUGUGCUGCCGAUGGCCGUCUCGCCGACGCCUGGAAUUGGCACCAACAUCGCCGCUAGCGUUCUGCAAAACGCCAUCGCCAGCCCGCAGCCGAACAUUUUUGAUCGAUCAAGGUUAUCGAGUAAAGCGACACCGCCGCAUCCCGGCGAGCUGAUCGCCGCCGAGAAGGAGCGCGACAAGACGCUUCAACAUAUUGCCGAGGCGACGAGCGAUGCCGACAACAAGGAGACGGAAGAGGAGCGACUGCGCAAAGAGCAGGAGAAGCGCGAGGAAGAAGAGAAGGCGGCGCGAAAAAUCGACGUUGAAGACGAUUUUGAUGCGCAAGAGAAGCCAAUUGAUAAAAGCAAAAACGGUCGCUUCUUGAAAUUCGAUGAGGAGCUUGGGCGCGGCUCGUUCAAAACGGUGUUCCGCGGUCUCGACACGGAGACGGGCGUCGCGGUGGCGUGGUGCGAGCUGCAGGAGAGCAAGCUGAACAAAACGGAGAGGCAGCGAUUUCGCGAGGAGGCGGAAAUGCUCAAAGAUUUGCAACAUCCGAACAUUGUACGGUUCUACGACUACUGGGAGAGUUGCGAUUUGUCGGGAAAACGAAAAUAUAUUGUACUGGUAACAGAGCUUAUGACAUCGGGAACACUUAAAAUGUAUUUAAAACGGUUCAAAAGGAUAAAUAUAAAAGUAUUAAAAUCGUGGUGUCGUCAGAUUCUCAAAGGACUCUCGUUUUUGCAUUCGCGCAAUCCGCCGGUGAUCCAUCGCGAUCUCAAAUGCGACAACAUUUUCAUCACCGGCACGACGGGUAGCGUGAAAAUUGGCGAUUUGGGUCUCGCGACGCUCAAAAACAAAUCGUUCGCGAAAUCGGUGAUCGGAACGCCGGAAUUCAUGGCGCCCGAAAUGUACGAGGAGAUGUAUGAUGAGAGUGUCGAUGUGUACGCGUUUGGAAUGUGCCUAUUGGAAAUGGUGACCGGCGAGUAUCCGUAUUCGGAAUGCAUGAAUCCGGCGACGAUUUAUCGAAAAGUGAUAUCGGGUGUCAAGCCGGAAUGCUUCUCGAGAAUUCCGCCACAAUAUCCUGAGAUUCGCGAGAUUAUCGAUCGGUGCAUUCGAGUUCGACGCGAAGAGCGUAGCACGGUCAAGCAGCUUCUCGCUGACGACUUUUUCACGCCGGAGGAGCUCGCCGGCAUUCGUGUCGAGAUUAAGAAUCGUGAUGCGGAUCUCAACGACUUGAACGUGGAGAUUCAGAUGCAGCUUCGCGUUUAUGAUGAGAAGAAGAGGAAGCAGUAUCGAUUCAAGGAGAAUGAGGGACUUCAGUUCGCGUUCGACAUUGAGAAUGAUAGUGCCGAUGAGGUGGUUCAGCAGAUGAUCGAGCAGCAGCAUAUACCCGAUGAGGACACGAAGAUGAUCACAAAACUGAUACGAGACAAGGUUGACGCGUUUAAGAGGGAUCGUGAGCAUCGACUGGCGGAGAUCAAGCGGCAGAAGGAGGAAGAGGAGCGACUCAGAGAGGAGCAGGAGAUCAAGGAGGAGUUGAGGAUCAGAGCUGAGAACAAGGAGCGCGAGAGGUUGGAGAAGGAGCGGCUUGAGAAGGAGCGAUUGGCUAAAGAGCUCGCCGAGCAGCAACUUAAGCUGCAACAGCAGGAGAAUCCGCAUGCGCCGAACGCGACGCCGACGGAGUCGUCGGUUCCGACGCAGCCGGGAACGCCGUUGCCGCAGACGACGUCCGACGAUGAUCAACUCGCGCCGCCGCAUGAGUUGCCUUUGUCGAAAAGCACUUCAACCGAGAACGCGCCGUCGACGCUAAUGUCGCCGAAUGGCGACGAGGCGCCGGAGGAGAAGAAGAAAGGACGAAGGAAAAUUGUGCUCGAGCUGCUCAAUGUGACAAUUGAACCGGAAAAACCAAUGUGUGUCGGCUGUCGACUUUACAUGCAAGGACGAACGGUGACAUUUCAAUUCUCGCCGGGAACUGAUCGACCGUCGGCGGUGACCGAUAAAUUGGUCGCUGAGGAUUGUGUUGAUCCGGAAAACGUGCGCAUCAUUGAGGCGCAACUCGAAGAAGUGACAUCGGUAUUGUGCAAAAACCCGCACGAGUCGAUCCAUAAAUUGCAGCUCGUCGCGAACGAGGGCGUCGGCGCGAGCGGUACCAAAUUUGCGACGGUUCUCGAACCGACGCCCGCGGAUCGCCACGGGUGUGCAACGACUGGUGGUGGUGGUGGUGCUGCUGGUGGUGGUGGUGGUGGUGUGUCGCCGACGCGUAAAUGUGACGCCACUGAUACCGGCGAUUAUCCCGGUGAAUUGAAUCCAAACGAAACCAUUUUUGUGCCAGUCGACGGUUUCCCGAAAUCCAAAGAGAAAUGUGCCGAUGUUGAACGUGCUCGCGAGAGUGUCGAACCGCCGGAAAUUGAGAUCACACCAGAUGCAGGCAAGCCGACGGCGCCAACGGCCACCAAAUCGCGAUUCCAAGUCACAAAGUCCGCGCAAAACAUCCCAUCGGCAACUGUCACUCCGGCGCCCGUCGAGUCAGACAAGUCUUCGCCGCCGACGAUCGUCCCGCUCGCCGGCAAUUCGCACUUGGCGACACCAUCGCCGGUGUCGCACUCAUUGUCGAGCAACUCGUCGCCGAGCGCCACCACACACUCCAAUACGUCGUCGUUGAACAGCACCGCAAGCGCGGGACGACGAUUCACCGUACAGCCGGUUUCGCAAGCCGAAUCGGGCAUAUCGUCGUCGAUUUCGACACCGCAUCCUGAGCCGUCGUCGAUUCCGACGAGUAUGAAAGUCGCCGAGCCGUGCCCGAUGAUUCCUUCGGCACUGUCGGCGCCGAUCACACAAACGCCAUCGGCCGAGACGAUAUCGACGCAUACUUCAUCGUCGGCGGCAUCGUCGUCGACGAUUGUGACGACGGCGAAUGUUGCAGAAUUGACGACAACGGUUCCAUUGGUGCCACAAAUGCCUCAAACUGAUGUGUUAACGCAACUUGAGUCCGAAUUGCGAAAGGUCAGCGGAGUUUCGCAUUCCGCAUCGCCGUCCGCUUCUGCCGAGCCACCGCACGUGCCGCACACACCGUCGACGAUAUCGACGAUUCCACUGACGAGCCAGACGGUUCCAGCGUCGGUUGCGCCCUACUCGGCGAUUCCGUCGAAUGUGCUGACGACGGCGAGUGUGCCACAGACACCGCAUCAGAUCGACACUGAGGUCGGACUCGCCGGUCUUCAAGAGCGACUCGAGGCGUUGGUUGCUGAGCAAAAGGCCGCUGAGAAGAAUAGUGAGAACGACGAGAUGGAUGAGGCUGAUGGUGGAAGGAAAGAGGAUGAGAUUCCUAUCGACACGCUCAAAGGGCUCGCUGAAGCGCUUGGCAAGGUGAUCCACGCUGAUGGUAGGGAAACGACACCUAUGCCGCCGGAGCAGGAGAUCGCCGAAAUUGUGCCGCCGGUCGUGUCCCCUCCGAACGUGCUGUCGUCCUCCGCUUCGUUUAGUGCUGCUCCAGUACCACAACCAUCACAAUUACAACCUUCGGCAUCGUCAGCGCUGCCGCCUUCACAGAAUGUUGACGAAGAGCCGACGGUGACGGGAGCUUCGCUUCCAGCCGCUCAUUCAACGGCGACGCCGACGAACGUCGAGACGGACGCGGAUUGCGCGCAAUCGGUGAUGUCGUCGUCGGAAGCGGCGGAGCCGAAAAUGACGCGCAGCACGACCGGCACAAAAUUGGCGACGUUUGAGAAUCUCGAGAACGCGUUGUCGUCGACACUCGGCACGUGCCUUCGGCAACCGAACGCGCCGUCGUCGCGCGAUGAGCCGACGACGAGCGGGCCGCCGAUGACGCCGUCGUGCGGCGCCGCCUCGUUCAGCAUCGGCACACCGCCGUCGACAUCGUUGAUACCGUUGCCGGUGCUUGAAUGCGAUUUUGAUCUCAAGAAUCAAAUGAAUUUGGAAGGUGAGGAUCCCGAUGUGAUUCGAAUGAUUGUUCGCCAUCGAAUGGAGCAACACGAAUUGCUCGAAAAGCAGCGGCUCGAGAUUGAGAGCCUUCGAUCGCGUAUUCGUCUGACGCAUGCGACGAUGCCGGAAAUGACGCAAUCGUUGAUGAGCGGCAGCGCUGGAGGUCCGGACGAUGCGGACGUCGCGUUUCCGCCAGGUGUCGCGUCGUUCUCAUUGCCGUCGAGCCCGCCGCCGCCAACGCAGGCAACUCAUGUCGAGAACUCCAAUGAACCAUCGUCAUCGCCGGUGGCGUCGCGUCUCGCUUCGUCGUCAGUUCCCCGAUCGUCGGCCGUCGUCUCGCCGUCAAGUCAACGCCUUCGCGACAAUCAAUCGGCACCGCCGCAUAAAUAG